AUGUGUUCCUUCACAGCUGCCCCUCUAGGUCCAACCAGAAUACCAGGGCUCGAUGCUCGCUUCCCCUCCGCUGCCGAGGCUUCGUCUUCCUUGAGGCGUGGAGACGUUAUCGAAAUACAAGGCCCCGCAUCAUCUGGCAAGACACAUCUCCUUUACGACCUCAUUGGUACCUGUAUCCUCCCCGGAGGCAAUUCUACCAACGGCGGUGGCGGUUGGGACAAGGUCGCGAUUCUCUUCGACUCUGACGGCUGCUUCGAUAUUCGUCGACUUGCCCAACUUCUGCGGGCCCGUCUCGGACUGCAUCGCAUGUCAUCACACCCAUCUCCUUCGACUGAAUUGCCAGAUGAGGGGACAGAUACACUCACGAGAAUCCUAAGAAAAGUGCACAUUUUCCGCCCGUCGUCCUCACUCCAGCUUGCCGCAAGCAUCGCGAACCUCUCUGCGUACCAUGCUGCCCAACUUCCGACAUGUGAGAUCGGUCUGGUGGCUGUCGAUUCGAUGAGUGCGUUCUACUGGCAGGAUCGGUUUCAUGCCGAGGAAGCGCGUCUUCAGGCAGGCGCAAGAGGUCUCGACACACCUCUUUCCCACAUCCUGAACGGCUUGCAGAAAUUUCGCGUAUCCCACGGCUCGGUCACAGUGCUCACGAACUGGGGCCUCAAUCUUGCAUCAAGUUCAUCUCUCGACCCAUCUACAAAUUUCCAUUUUUAUAAGCAGCAUCUUCAUCACUACCCAACACUCCUCCAUCUCAACAUCAACACGGACGCAUCGUCCGUCUCGGUUUCCCACGCUUCUACGCACCCUCACCUACCUAUAACACACCAUAUCACGCUUAAUCCUUGGCCUAAUCAGCAUGGAACGCGUCUCGCCGCCGAUAGUACGGAACAACAGACAGAUGACAGAUGCAUUCCGCUCACGGAGGGUUGUGAUAUAAUUGGAGUUGUGAAAACUGCUGGUAGCGAUGUCGUUGGGGCUUUUAACGUCAGAGUCAAACUUGACGAAAUAUUGAUCGAAAAUGGGAGACAUGAUCUACAACAGUAUUCUUCUGAGCAUCUUAUUCACAGUUCACACAACUCAUUACCGUCCUGA
This is a messenger RNA of Heterobasidion irregulare TC 32-1, 1086 nucleotides long. RefSeq lists its product as uncharacterized. The transcript has a single exon. Gene Ontology annotation, cellular component: Rad51B-Rad51C-Rad51D-XRCC2 complex; replication fork; centrosome. Gene Ontology annotation, molecular function: four-way junction DNA binding. Gene Ontology annotation, biological process: double-strand break repair via homologous recombination; DNA strand invasion. NCBI's taxonomy places the organism in Eukaryota, Fungi, Basidiomycota, Agaricomycetes, Russulales, Bondarzewiaceae. Bases 1 to 1086 code for a protein of 361 amino acids. The record is from RefSeq and is a predicted model, not a curated record.